Molecule: messenger RNA, 1440 nt
Organism: Sclerotinia borealis F-4128
Lineage: Eukaryota; Fungi; Ascomycota; Leotiomycetes; Helotiales; Sclerotiniaceae
Source: the annotation of a GenBank genome assembly
AUGCCUUUGGGUUGGGAAAGAAUUAACGUCAAACGUACACAACCAAAUAACAAUAUCGUAUUCAUCAAACCCCUCACUGGUGAAGAUAAAUACAAAUCACAAGAGUUUCUCGAGCGGAUCGCUGCACAAUGUACCCCAAUAAUGAACAAACAUCAUCUUUCCGUCGCUUCUCUAGAAGAAUUUCCUCCUAACUUGGAAUUCUGGGGUCGCAAUUUCAAUAAUGGAGAAGUAAUACAACUUGUUCUUAAAUCACCCACAACGGGAAGAUGGCUCCCAUUCAAAUUCGUACAAAUGGUUAUGAUGCAUGAGCUGGCGCAUUGUAAACAAAUGAAUCAUUCGGGGGCGUUUUGGAAAGUUAGAAAUGAAUAUUCGGUGGAGAUGAAGGGGCUUUGGGAGAGGGGAUAUACAGGUGAUGGACUUUGGGGGCAAGGAGUCUUGUUGAAAAAUGGUGCUUUUAUGGGAGAUCAACUGGGUGAGGGGGAGGUAUUGCCGGAGCAUUUGUGUGGUGGGACGUUUAAGUCAAGAGGAGGGGGGAAGAAAAGGAAGGCACGUCCGAAGAUUACAUACAAGGAGCAAAAGGAGAGGAGAAUCAGGAAGAAAUUUGGUGUUAAUGGAGUGGCGUUGGGAGAAGACCUCGCCACCAAAACCGUUCUCGAAAAAGGCAAAACCAAUCUCUCCAAACCCAAAGUAGCCGGUAGCAAAAGAGGCCGAGAUCUCCGCGCCGCAGCAGCAUUAGCUCGUUUCGAAGUCAAGAAAGAAGAGCCCGACAUCAAAGACGAAGAUCUAGUAUCCGAUAGCGAAGCAGAAAGUGUUGUCGAAGACGAAAUAUACAUCAAACCUGAGCCAGAUGACGCGCUUGAUAUUGAUGGAAGUAGACUUCUGGAUAAAAAGGGGAGGGGAAUGGUAAAAGUGUGUGAGGAUGAAGAUGGGGAUGAUGAGGGUGCUAAGAGGGAGUUUGAGGAAUUGAGGGGAAUGGAGAGUAUUGAGAGGUAUUUCAGACCGGAUGGACCGUCAAAGGCUAAGAAGGAAUCGGAAAAAAUGGUGGUACCCAAUGGAAUUGCGUCAUCAAAGUCACAUAAGCCAGCUCAAAGUAAUAGUAUCGAGAAAAACACCUCCACCCCCACCCCAAAAACCACCUCGAUCAAAAAACCACCCAUCGCCUCACUCCCUCCAUCCAAACCAACAUCCAAACCAACACCCGCACCCGCACCCCUCACAUGCCCCAUCUGCUCCCUGGAUAACCCUCCCCUUUCUCUCACCUGCACUAUGUGCGCCAAUGUUCUACGUCCAGAAUUUGUGAGUGGUUCGUGGGAAUGUACGGGCUUUGAUUGUGCAGGGGGUGGAGAGGGUGGAGAGGGUAGAGAGGGUAGAGGGGGUGGGUAUGUUAAUGCGGGAGAUGUGACUUUUUGUGGGGUUUGUGGGGGGAGGAGGGAAGGGUGA